This is a messenger RNA of Iphiclides podalirius (scarce swallowtail), 492 nucleotides long. NCBI's taxonomy places the organism in Eukaryota, Metazoa, Arthropoda, Insecta, Lepidoptera, Papilionidae. The record is from the annotation of a GenBank genome assembly.
AUGCUGAAACUGUUAAUGUAUUUCAUGUUAGCUGCACAUGCAGCAACUUCAAGUGAUGAAAACCCAAUUGCACCAGAUUGCGGCGAAAUGGGCGAUUGUGUUGCCGAAAAUAUAGAAUGCAAUAACAUUGUUGGCUCGUUCUACAAUGAUACGAUGCACGAAUGCGUAAUAAACAUGAAAUUGCUCUUGAAAAAUUUGACAUCAAAAUAUGAUGUACAAGAUAAAGUACGUUUGGAGGUUCAAAAAGUAUUCCAAGGUGUGAUAAUAUCCGUAAUUUUAUUUGUGUCAUGUGCGAGUGUAUGUGUGUUUGCGGCUUGCAUUUAUUGUUGCCGUAUAAAUUAUGAGGACUACAGAUUGAAAAAUGACGUUGAGGCACUGGCAGCUAAAUUAAAAAGAGAUUGUAAUCUAAAAAAACCGAGAAUGAAAACUCCAAAAGAACCCGCCUCUGAAAGUUGUAACAUAGUCGUUGAAGGCGCCGGCGUUUAUGUUGUA